Messenger RNA from Capronia coronata CBS 617.96, 2697 nucleotides. RefSeq lists its product as uncharacterized. Lineage: Eukaryota; Fungi; Ascomycota; Eurotiomycetes; Chaetothyriales; Herpotrichiellaceae. The transcript has 4 exons. Gene Ontology annotation, biological process: glycoprotein catabolic process; carbohydrate metabolic process. The record is from RefSeq and is a predicted model, not a curated record. Bases 1 to 2697 code for a protein of 898 amino acids. Gene Ontology annotation, molecular function: beta-mannosidase activity.
AUGUCGAGACAAAGAAAUCAACUCUCCAGUUGCUGGCAAUGGCGCCUGGCGGACCUCAAUGGCCUGGACAAUCCAGAGGUCGAGGACGAUCUCUUUCAAUGGCAUGGUGCAGCGCAUAUGCCCUCGGUCAUUCACAUGGAGCUUCUCCAGUUGGCGCUCAUUCCCGACCCUUACAUUAAUGAGAAUGAAAGAGACGUUCAAUGGGUCGGUCAAUCGGAUUGGGAGUAUCAGUGUCAAUUCGAGACCCCGGAAGGAAUCAUGGACUUGCCGCUGGUCGAACUUAUAUUCGAAGGUCUCGACACUUUCGCAACAGUCGUUUUGAACGGCCAAGAAAUCCUCAAAUGCGACAACAUGUUUCUGGAGCAUAGGAUUGAAGUUGGCAAAAUCUUGAAGCAAGAGGGGUCGAACACCCUGAACGUCUACUUUGAGAGUGCCAUCAAGAGAUCCACGGCGCUGCAAGAGCAAUACGGUGUCCGGAAGGCUCUGGAACGAGAUCCGCGCCGUAUGCAUAUCCGCAAGAUUCAGUGUCAAUGGGGUUGGGACUUUGGCCCUCAAAUGCUGACCGCGGGUCCCUAUUGUCCGGUCUUUAUUGAAGGCCAUGUUAGCCGGAUCGCAGAAACAUCCAUCACCUCCAAGCUUGCCGAUGACCACUCAAGCGCGGUGAUUGACGUCGGGGUCGGCAUUGAGGGCAAGGCAGCACAGACUUCACUGCAUAUCGAUAUCGUGGACGAGAACGGUGUGGUAGUCGCCACAAAAAGCAUUACGAAGACACGAGGCUCAGACGUGGUCAGUCUCAAAGUGCAGAACCCGGAAUUAUGGUGGCCCAAUGGCCACGGAAAGCCAACGCUCUACACGGCCGAGAUUAUGAUCCGCGACAUGACUGGAAAAACGUUGGAUGUUGUCAAGACCAAAUUCGGCAUCAGAUCCAUCCAGCUAAUCCAAAGGGAGCUCCGUGACGCGCCAGGACUGACGUUCAUGUUCAAUGUCAAUGGGAAGGACAUCUUUGCUCAAGGGGGCAACUGGAUUCCGGCAGAUACACUUCUGCCCCGGAUCACACGGGAGAAGUAUUUUGAUUGGAUCGAGAAAAUGCAAUUUGCACACCACAAUAUGGUCCGUGUUUGGGGAGGCGGCAUCUACGAGACCGAAGACUUUCUGGAUGCGUGCGAUGCGCACGGGAUUUUACUGUGGCACGACUUUGCACUCGCGUGCGGUGACUACCCUCUCAACCCGGCCUUCAUCGACAGUCUCAAGUUGGAGGCAAGACAUCAGACCAAGCGACUCCGAAACAGGGCCUGUCUUGCCCUUCUGUGCGGUGGGAAUGAGGAUUUCCUCUUCCAGGACAUCUUUUGGAAUGGACCCUAUGACCAUGAAGACACCCAAGGGCCGUUUGAAGGCAAAGGAUUUCCCCAACGAGAGAUCUACCUUCGAAUUCUACCCGAAAUCGUGAGAGAGGUUGCCCCAAGCAUCACAUACUGGGCCAACUCGCCAUGGGGAGGGAAAAAGGAAGCCAACGAUCUGACUGUAGGAGAUAUCCACCAGUGGGAAGUCUGGCACCUUCACCAGUAUCCCUACCAAGAUUUCCCUCACUUGUCGGGCCGAUUCGUGUCCGAGUUUGGUAUGUUCAGUCUACCCAUCAUGCGAACGGUAGAACACUUCAUCACACGGCCGGAACAGCGAUACCCGCAGUCAGAGGUGGCGGACUGCCACAGCAAGGCCAGCGGUCAAGAAUCACGAGUGGCCCGCUACCUGGCCGAGAACUUUCGCUGCGACACGUCCGACAUGUCCAACUAUGCGUACCUGACCCAAUGCAUGCAAAGUGAGGCCGUGUGGUACGGUCUGUGUCAUUGGAAACGCAAAUUUGUCCCUGGCAAGGAGGAGUGUGCUGGGGCCCUGGUCUGGCAAACCAACGACCUGUACCCAGGCAUGAGCUGGUCGUAUAUCGACUACUUCGUGCGACCCAAGCCGGCAUACUACACGAUCCGUCGGGCCUUUGCGCCUGUCCAAGUCGGGAUCCAACGGUCGCCGAGAUCGCGAUUUUUGACCGAGGCCGCGCCCGAGAGAAAGAUCCUUGCGCCAACGUUCGAAAUCUUCGCGCACAACUCGACCACCAAAGAGGUCAAGUGUCGCUUGCGUCUCACGGCCUAUGAUUUCAAGACGCACCGUCCUAUUUCGCUGCUUCCCGAAGACUCGGAGCGGACUGUGAGUCUGCGAGCCGGCCAAAAUACCGAGCUUGCCUCGUUGCAUUAUGAGAAAUGGACCAAGGACAACCUCAUCGUCCUCGAGGCCAGCUUGUUUUCGCUGGAGAAGGACGCAGCUGCCAGUUCCGCCGUGCUCGCCAGAGUGGUUGACUGGCCAGAACCUUUCCGCUACCUACGAUGGCCCAAGCAGACAACUCGAGUCACGACCUCGAUUGCGCCGUAUGCCACCAACACGGGCCUUCAGUCUGCCAGUGGUCUUGUCACCAGUGGCGGCCAAGAUCCUGGCUGGGAAAAUACGGUAACGUUGACUGCGAAUGUCCCGAUCAAGGGCGCUUGGGUGGAACCGAUCCCCAACGGCAAGGAAAGCGUCAACGAUCCGGAGCCGUUGUGGAGCGACAACAUGGUCGAUUUGAUGCCCGACAGCGCCGUCAGCUUCAAGGUCAAGGGGUUGAAAAGCCGAGGUGUGAGGGUGCGCUACCUGUAUGACUGGGAAGUAUGA